GCGCAUUGUAACUUGUGAGUUUCAGACUCCAGCAGAAGGGUCGGGAAAGCAGGACAUAAGCAAGACGCAGCUCGUGCUGUUGCAACCGGCCACGGGGCGCAGCUCGGAGUUCGCCGGUUUUGAUACGCUUCUUGAUAGCAGUGUGGAUCCGGAUGAUCCUUUUCACUGUAACCAGCGCACUUGCUACGAGCGGUUGGGCCUGCCGCUCCUCAAGCAAGUGUUUCGUGGCUACUCAACCUCUCUUUUCGCUUACGGCCAAACGGGGAGUGGCAAGACGACCAGCGUGAUGGGGGGAAGCGUGCGGGAAACCGAGCAGUGGGGCAUUUAUGAAACUAAAGCAUUAGUAGAGACAAUAAAAACGUCAGCUCUUCGCUUCUCCUGCGUUAAUAACUAAUUAAUUUGAUGCUAAAUGGAAAGUCCAGUCGCUGAUCAUUUACUUUUAUCCCGCCAUACCCAUUUAAUAUGGCACACUCAUUUGAGAGUGAACAGACCGUUUUGGUAGCUACUGACAUACGGUUACGGGGCUACCAACUUUCAUUUGAUGGUGCUGGGUACGGGUCUAGUAUUAGUAUGAGAGAGUAGUACUAGUAUCCGCCACUAUCGCUAGAUAGGCACCGAGUCACCUUUUCUAAAGCCUUAUUCCGCGGUUACUGGAGGACCUCUUUAUUCGCCUGCGAGAGCUAGAAGAGCGCGAUCCGAGGGCUGCCCCCAGGGAUUCUCAUGGGAGUUUUCCUCCGGGGACGAGUGCAGUGGUGAAGUGCAGCGUGAUUGAAGUGUACAAUGAGCGGCUGCGGGACCUUUUGCAUCCUGCGGCCGCCGGGGGCGGAGCGCCUAAGAUUGACGUGCGAUGCCACCCUCAGCUGGGCAACUACGUCCCAG
Messenger RNA from Amoebophrya sp. A25, 879 nucleotides. Lineage: Eukaryota; Dinophyceae; Syndiniales; Amoebophryaceae. The record is from the annotation of a GenBank genome assembly.